AUGCUCGUGGUCAAGCUCGCAAACAAGGAAAAGGAAGUGGAAAUCUUGCGGUGCAAGCAGAACGUGGUGGAUCAGCAGUUCGCAGGAUACGAUCGGCAACUACAGCAACAGCAGGAAGCGCAUGCACGGGUCGUUGGUGAAAUGACGGUGAUGAACCAGGAGCUGCAGCGACAAGUGCAACUUCUGCAGAUCGAGUGUGAACGGCUUCAAGUUGAUAGUGAAGCGCAACACGCUGCUGCACUUGAGCAGAGGAGGCUGCGUGAGAAAGAGCAAACACAAACCAGGCUCAAUAACGAGACAAGCCAACGAGUUGUGCAAGAGCUACGAGUAGAACGACAACAGAUUGCCAACGAUCGAUUCGCUCUAGAAAGCACAAUACAGAGAAUGCUACAGGAUCAGCAGGCUCAAAGCAGCUCGCUAGCUCAGCUCGAAGCGAGGUGUGCUCAGCUCGAAGACGAGCUUCAAAGUGCAGAAGAAAGUUGCCAGCAGCUCCAAGAGGCUUUGGGACACGAAGGGCAGCAGCGUAAGGAUGUUGAAGCAACUUCGAGGAAGCUCGAGGAGGAGAAACUUGCUCUGGAAGAGAAGCAGCGGGCACUGAUGAAGACGGAGGCUGACUGA
This is a messenger RNA of Phytophthora infestans T30-4, 618 nucleotides long. RefSeq lists its product as uncharacterized. Lineage: Eukaryota; Oomycota; Peronosporomycetes; Peronosporales; Peronosporaceae. The transcript is spliced from 4 exons. The record is from RefSeq and is a predicted model, not a curated record. Bases 1 to 618 code for a protein of 205 amino acids.